AUGCCCCUUUCCCCGCAUUCGAUUUUCACCCUAACACGCUCUCAGGUAUCAGCUAUCAAAGAUCCCGAACACGGAGGGGAGGAGGAUGCCGCUGCUGACGACGAACUAGAAAAGAAUCCAAAAUUGCUUCCACGUCCGAUUAGUAGUUUAAAGCAUCUGGGGUUGCUUGGUUUUCAAGUUGGUGCUUUAGAACAGAUUGAUGCAACAUAUUUUCGUGUUUGGAAGCUUAUUCAGAAGAAGAGAUCAAUGUAUGAUGCAGGAUUUUAUGAUCCCCAAGAUGAAGAAGACGAGUAUCAAGACGCACGUUAUGUGUCCCCUCCCGAGGCAUUAUGGCGAGUUUUUAGCUUUCCUCUUUCAAAAAUCCACCCUUAUGUGAUGGCCUUGCAAAUACAUCUCCCGAAUCAACAGUUGGUUAGGUUCAAAGACGGUGACAGAAUGGAAAACAUUGUUGAUAGGGAGAAAGAAAAAGAUUCAAUGUUGACGGAAUUUUUCAAGAAGAAUAAAGAAGAUUCCAAAGCGAGAGAAUAUUUGUAUAAGGAUUUUCCAAAACAUUUUACAUGGAAUCGGGGCAACCAUUGUUGGAGGACCCGCGCACAUAAAUCAAUGGUGGGUCGACUUGUUUAUGCUAAUCCAGCUGAAGGAGAGAGAUACUACCUACGCCUGCUUUUAUGUCAUAUCACCGGGCCUACAUGCUUUGAAGAUUUAUACACAGCCAAUGGUGUAUUACACCCUACAUUUCGAAAAGCAGCUCUCGAAAGAGGUUUAAUAGAGACGGAUGAUAAUUUAUCACAGUGUCUUGAAGAGGCUUCGUUAUUUCAAUUUCCCAGCACACUUAGAAGGUUAUUUGCGACGAUGCUGAUUUUUUGUGAACCAGGAAAUGUUCGCAAGUUAUGGGACGACCACUAUGAUUCUCUUUCUGAAGAUUAUAGGAAACAAUAUGGAUGUGCCGAGCGAGUGCAAAAUAUGGUCCUCAUCGACAUUAGAGUCUUCCUAGAAUCUAUGAGUAAAAAGCUUAGUGAUUAUGACCUUCCAAAUGUCAGUGCACACAUCGAUUUACAAUCAAGAGGCUAUCGUGAGGUGCAAGAAGAAUACUCUAUAAAUGUGGAAUAUGAAGACUUACAUGCACGGGACUCUCUCAAUCCAGACCAGAAGUUUGCAUAUGAUGAGAUAAUGAGGCAUGUGGAGCAAAAUAUUCUGGGUGUCUUCUUCAUAGAUGGUCCCGGUGGAACUGGAAAGACAUUUUUGUACAAAGCUUUGUUGGCCAAUAUUCGUGCCCAUGGUCUUAUUGCACUUGCAACUGCCACGUCAGGUGUUGCGGCUAACAACAUGCCAGGAGGGAGAACAGCUCAUUCACGAUUUGGAAUUCCCCUCAAUCUUGAUAAUAACUCGAUGUGCAAGAUCACUAAACAAAGUGGGAAAGCUCAGAUACUUCGUGAGGCAAAGGUAAUCAUAUGGGAUGAAGCAGCAAUGGCUAAGAGGCAGGCAGUAGAAGCAGUUGAUCGGACAAUGCAAGACAUCAUAGAUGAGAAGCUCCCUUUCGGUGGAAAGAUAAUGGUUAUGGGAGGUGACUUUAGACAAGUGUUGCCGGUCGUGAGACGUGGCACUCGAGCACAAAUUGUCGACUCUAGCUUACGAAUGUCACCUCUAUGGGCUUCAGUUAAAAGGCUUCGAUUAAAUAUCAACAUGAGAGCGGUAAAUGACCCGUGGUUUUCUAAUUUUUUAUUACGAGUCGGUGAUGGAAAGGAGGAAACAUUGGACGAGUCCUAUAUUCGUAUACCUGAUAACAUGUCCAUUCGAUACACUGAUAAAACUAAAUCAGUGGACGCUCUGAUUGAUGCAAUAUUUCCUUCUUUGCAUUCCAACGGCGCCGAUUCAAAAUUUAUCAUUUCGAGGGCGAUAUUGUCAACUAAAAAUGAAAGUGUUGAUGAGAUUAAUAAUAAGUUGAUCGAACGAUUUUCUGGCGAGCAAAAAGUUUACUAUAGUUUUGAUGAAGCGGAAGAUGACAAAAACAACUUAUAUCCGAUGGAGUAUUUGAACUCGCUAAAUGUUAGUGGUGUACCCCCUCAUUAUCUUCGGUUAAAAACUGGGUGCCCUGUAAUACUAUUGCGAAAUAUCGAUCCUUCAAAUGGGUUAUGUAAUGGCACCAUAUUGAUAUGUCGAGCUUUCCAACAAAAUGUCAUUGAUGCAGAGAUAGCUGUUGGCCAACAUGCUGGAAAAAGAGUGUUUUUACCAAGAAUUCCUCUAUGUCCGUCUGACGAUGAGAUGUUCCCAUUCAAACUUAAGAGAAAGCAAUUUCCAAUUCAGCUUAGUUUCUCUAUGACAAUCAAUAAAGCUCAAGGACAAACAAUUCCAAACGUAGGUGUUUAUCUACCAGAAUCGGUUUUCUCACAUAGCCAGCUUUAUGUGGCAUUGUCCAGAGGAAUAUCACGUGUCAAUACCAAGGUAUUAGUAAAGCCGGAAAAAACGUUUGAUAAUGAUGGAAUCUACACAUCAAACGUUGUGUACAAAGAAGUGUUAUGUGAUUAA
Molecule: messenger RNA, 2526 nt
Organism: Lactuca sativa (garden lettuce)
Lineage: Eukaryota; Viridiplantae; Streptophyta; Magnoliopsida; Asterales; Asteraceae
Biological process (GO): DNA repair; telomere maintenance
Molecular function (GO): DNA helicase activity
Source: RefSeq, a predicted model, not a curated record